This is a messenger RNA of Condylostylus longicornis, 798 nucleotides long. RefSeq names its product beta-1,3-glucan-binding protein-like. Gene Ontology annotation, biological process: carbohydrate metabolic process. The transcript has 6 exons. Gene Ontology annotation, molecular function: hydrolase activity, hydrolyzing O-glycosyl compounds. The record is from RefSeq and is a predicted model, not a curated record. NCBI's taxonomy places the organism in Eukaryota, Metazoa, Arthropoda, Insecta, Diptera, Dolichopodidae. The coding region runs from base 1 to 798 and encodes 265 amino acids.
AUGGGUAACAUAACUGAAAACGACAUGGCACCACAAAAAGAUGCUUUUUUUCGAUCUAAAAAGAAAUAUAAUCCAAUAAAUAAAGAAGAUAAUUUUAAUGUAUUUAAUUGGAGCAAAUGGGAUUUAGAUAUACGAAUACCAUCAGAUACCCACGAUAAUGAUUUUGCAUCAUUUCAAAAUUUUCCACAAAAUAUAUAUAUAAGAGACGGUAUUCUAUUUAUUCUCCCAAAAUUAUUAACAGAAAUGCAAGGUUUUAAUGAAAAUCGAAUUCGAAGGGGUACAUUAGAUUUAGGAACUAAUUGUACUGGUAAACAUUUCGAUUGUAGAAGAGUAGCUCAUUCUUUUAACAUAUUACCUCCUAUAGUUUCGUCUCGUAUAACAACCAAAAAUCAUUUUUCUUUUAAAUAUGGAAAAAUUCAAAUAAAAGCAAAAUUACCUAAAGGUGAUUGGUUAUUUCCACAAUUAUUUUUAGAGCCUUUAAAUAAUUAUUAUGGAGAUUAUGAUUAUGAAUCUGGUCAAAUACGUUUAGCAUUUAUUAGAGGAAAUGAAAAAAGUGCAAAAUAUUGGAAUAAUAGUGAAAAUAACAUGGCACCAUUCGAUCAAAAAUUUUACUUAUCAUUUGGAGUUUCUGCUGGCGGAUUAUCAGAUUUUCCUGAUAGUUGUAUAGAUAAACCAUGGAAAAAUUAUGAUCCAAAAAAUGAACUCAAAUUUUGGCAAGCAAAAGAUGAUUGGUAUCCAACUUGGAGAGGUGAAGACACUGCACUUAAAAUAGAUUAUGUACGCGUAUGGUCACUUUAA